GCCCAGAACACCAUCCAGAAACUCAUUGAGGCCCUGGACGAGCUGCUGGAAGCCCCUGGGGACUUAGAGAGCAUGGACCUGUCUGCCCGUCACCUCGUGGGCACCCAGUUGCUUCUGGACUUUGAAAACGUCCUGAGGACCUUGGCUGAGUCACUGCCUGACGGUCCCUUCACCUACCGUUCUCCUUUGAACACAGAAUUGGCUCUGAUGAUCAAGGACCAGGGGGAAAAAGACGCUGUCACAGUGUGCCACAGCCAGGCACGGAUGGAGCUGAACUGGACAAUCACAAGUGUAAAGGAACAUUCAGAAAAUGGCCGCACUGUGGCAGGGAUCCUGUCCAGCCCACAGAUGAAGAAAUUGCUAGCCAAUGCCUCCUUGGACCUGGACGGGAGACAAGCCAUGGUGGAAGAAACCUAUGAAAGUCCCCUCCUCGACACAGAGCUCAGGUUCCUCUCGAACGUGAAUUCUGUCUUUCUGACCAACACAAACACGAAGAAACUCACCUCUCCAAUCACCUUCAAUUUUUCCUAUCUUCUGGAGAAGCCGGGGCCAAGGGAGGAGCUCAUCUGUGCCUUCUGGAAAGGGGACAACACAAGCGGGCGGUGGUCCACCACAGGCUGUGAGCUACUGGACAAGAGGAAUGGCACUGCCACCUGCAGAUGUCACCACUUGAGCAGUUUUGCCAUCCUCAUGGCCCACUACCACAUCCAGGACCCGAGGUUGGCCCUGAUCACCAAGGUGGGGCUGUCGCUGUCGCUCAUCUGCCUGCUUCUGUGCAUCCUCACCUUCCUGCUGGUGCGACCCAUCCAGAGUUCGCGCACCACGGUGCACCUGCACCUGUGCAUCUGCCUCUUCGUGGGCUCCGCCAUCUUCCUGGCGGGCAUCGAGAACGACGGGGGCGGCCAGGUGGGGCUGCGCUGCCGCCUGGUGGCCGGGCUGCUGCACUACUGGUUCCUGGCCGCCUUCUUCUGGAUGAGCCUGGAGGGGCUGGAGCUGUACUUCCUGGUGGUGCGCGUGUUCCAGGGCCAGGGUCUGCGCACGCGCUGGCUCUGCCUCAUCGGCUACGGCGCGCCCCUGCUCAUCGUGGCCGUGUCGGCGGCCGUCUACGGCCAGGGCUACGGCCGCCCCACCUACUGCUGGUUGAGCCAGGACGGUUUCCUCUGGAGCUUCCUGGGACCCCUGGCCGCCGUCAUCUUGGGCAACGCCGUCAUCUUCGUGGUCACCGUGUGGAAGCUCACGCAGAAGUUCUCUGAAAUCAACCCCGACAUGAAGAAGUUACGGAGGGCCAGGGUGCUGACCAUCACGGCCAUCGCCCAGCUCUUCGUGCUGGGCAGCACCUGGGUCUUUGGCCUGUUCCUGUUCGACCCGCACAGCCAGGUGCUGUCCUACACCUUCACCAUCCUCAACUGCCUGCAGGGCCUCUUCCUUUUCGUGCUGCUCUGCCUGCUCAACAAGAAGGUGAGGGAGGAGUACCGGAAGUGGGCCUGCAUGGUGGCCGGGGACAAGUACUCGGAGUUCAGCUCUUCCAGCUCUUCCACCACGGGCGCCAGCCACAGUCAGACCCGGGCCCUCAGACCCUCAGAGUCAGGGAUGUGAAGCCAGGCUGGCCAGGGCAGCAGCUCGCCUCAGUCACCCUGCUCUGGCACCCUCCCGCUUGGGCACCAGGUGCAAGAGAGGGGCACAGCUGGACAGACCCCAGGAGAGCACAGUGGGCAGUGUCCCGGCCCAGGGACCAAAGCUGGCCAAGGUCUACGGCUGGCCUGGGGAUAGACUGCUUCUCCUCUCCCCUCACGUUCGUCACACCCAGGAGGCCCGGCAUGUCUGGCUGGCUCCCUGUUAAGCUAAGACUGAUGUAUCACGGUACAGAGGCCGCUGCCCGUGCAGGCAGAGGGGUCUCCCUGUGUGGAAGGUUGUGGAUGUUGUGUUUGUUCUUUUUUAAUCUGUCUAGACCUUUCUAUGUUGACAUUAACAUUAAAUAUCACUGAGAGGAGAUGGAGUUACUCAUGUCCACGA
Molecule: messenger RNA, 2013 nt
Organism: Castor canadensis (American beaver)
Lineage: Eukaryota; Metazoa; Chordata; Mammalia; Rodentia; Castoridae
Source: RefSeq, a predicted model, not a curated record